Adelges cooleyi (spruce gall adelgid) is the source of this 6343-nucleotide messenger RNA. It is a transcript of the gene RhoGAP19D, whose product is annotated as rho GTPase-activating protein 21. The transcript has 23 exons. Gene Ontology annotation, biological process: signal transduction. The record is from RefSeq and is a predicted model, not a curated record. The coding region runs from base 394 to 5556 and encodes 1720 amino acids. Gene Ontology annotation, molecular function: protein binding. Lineage: Eukaryota; Metazoa; Arthropoda; Insecta; Hemiptera; Adelgidae.
UUAAUAACACCACAGUCGUCGUUGAUAGGUAUAUGCACUCUUCAGCUGCUGUCGAGGAGCCAAAAAAAAAAACGAUAUUUUUUUAUCGUUAGUAUUGGCGUACAAUUUUUGUUUUUAAAAAACUGUAAUAAUACGAAUCAAGCCUCUCUCGUUUUAUCGUUUCGAACCGACCCGAAACUAUUCGCGACGAUCAAAACGAUUGGUAUCGUUUUUUUUUUUACCAGCAUUAUCUAGUUGUUGUGCGUGCAAAACGAUGGAGCGGUGCUACGUCUCGCGGCUUUCGGAUAGAUCAAUUAUUUAGAUCGUUUAGUGUUUGAAUCUACAACGACCGAUCCAGGAUUCAAAUGAUCCGUUCACGUCCUACUUGUUCGACGGCACGUUAACCAGGGUGAUAUGGCUGAGGAUGUUUCAGAAAACAAAGAUUGGGCACCUUCAAAAUCGGGCCAAAACCGAGAAUCAAGAGCAAGCAGUGGUCCCAGGUCGCUGUUCAUACGCAGGUCAGAAAAUGGGUUUGGCUUUACGUUGCGGCACUUCAUCGUCUAUCCGCCCGAAUCGUAUCUGGUACUGGCCGGAGACGAACGGUUGGGUUUGCGGCGAGGCGCUUGCGUUCGUCCAGACGAACCUAUGGACACAAUCUUCGUGAAGCAAGUCAAAGAUAACGGUCCAGCGAGCUUAGCGGGUCUAAACACCGGUGACCGUAUAAUCAGCGUCAACGGCGAGACCGUGGCCGGCAAGUCUUACGCACAUGUCGUUCAGCUCAUUCAACAAACACGAUGCUCUCUCUACCUGUUGGUGGUGCCCAUGGAAAAUGACAUUUUACAGUUGUAUUUCAGCGAAACCGCUCACAACCCCGAAACAAAUCAGAGGCCCGGCCGCCUGAAAGCGGCUAUGACAUCGGGCAACGAGUUGCGAUUUCACCGCGGUCGCGAUUCCAGUCCGAUUUACCAGAACCCUUGGGACCGCGGCGUAGCGGUCAAGUCGUCGUCCGCCGCUGCCCGGUUCGUCUCGCCGCACCGGACGCCGAACAGCCGCCGGUCGUCUGCGGCCGACACCCACGGCGGCAGCUACCGCAACAAGGCCAACCCCAACAGCCGGCACAGCAUGGACGUCGGCGUGGCGUGUCGCGACGCGUUGCUGGCCGCCGACAAUCACCAGUACGGCGGCCACGCCUCGUCCACGGCCGCCGCCCCCGACGAUUCCGUCAUAAUUUCCCGCAUUAAGAAGAGCCUCGAACAGAAAGAAGAGUUCCUCCGGCGGCCCGUUCAAUCGGCCAAAGAGUUUUACUCAAGGCCGCAAAAACUGUCGGCCCCGCUGUGGCCGCCGCCGGUGUCGUCGACCGGUCAACAACAAUCGCCGCCGCAGUCGGCGGCCAAGCCCGCGCCACACCAACAGCCGGUGCCGCCGGUUGCGCCCUCUAAACUCAAGAGCAAACAGUUCGUCAACACGCUGAGCAAGAUCAACGAGGACGCCGCUAAAAAACAGCAGCCCGGUUGUUGCACGGCCGCAGCCGGCGAUGCGGCGGCCGCGGAUCACCUGAAACAGGCCAACCUGCAAGUGGUGUCGAUGAGGGCCAAACAAUUCGAGAGCGGCAAAAUCGACGACAAGACCGACUUUUACAGGAGCGAGUUGGCCAGGCUGUCGUCCAAACACAAUGUUCCUAACGUUGCGGUGAGAAAAAUGGAGUACGAGCAGAAACUGUGCUCGGAAAAGAAGAAAUCCACCGCCACAGCGCCGCACCACCAACAAUACCACCAGGACGGCAGCAGCAGCAGAGACGAUUCGCUGAGUAGUUGCAGUUCCGAUAAGUCUUACGUGGACGCCUCGGCCGACGUGCCGUACCACUCGGGCAACCUCAUAGUGCCUAUAGGCAGCAAUAAAAUCCACUGCGACCCUCCUAAAGAGUUCGACCAAAGCAAAGACGAGCCGCCGGUCGCUAAAGACGAAUCGUACCGCUUCAAACCGGUAGUGCGCCAAGACUCCUACCUGGCGGCAUGUAAAAAACCCACUAUCAUAGAACGACGGAGUCAGAGGCCGAUGGUCGUGGAAAACGGCGGCAUCAGCUCGGAUAAGAAAAACCACCGUCGGUGCAUUCGUCCAACGCGACUGGAACUGCCCAAGGAUAGGCCGGUCGAUUUCGCCGUGCACUCCAGUGGCUCCAGCCAAGUGUCCACCGAACCUUCGGCCGAUACAGUCGAGCAAAGCCCGUCCGAAAUAGCCGCGGCCGCCGUCAAGUUAAGAACUAACCUCAUUGACAUUAACGACGAGGAACGCACUACCCGAAGGAUAUCGUACUUGAAGGCGACGGCCUGGGGAGACCGGAUGAGCGUCGACGACUUGUCUACCACCACAGAGUCCGAAUCUGAACCAACCACCGUCUUGACCGCUAUCAAAGUGCCAAAAAAAUGGUGCGCUCCUUUAUUUCCGGGUGACAUACAAAGGUUAAGGCGACUUUUCGAAGAUGCUGCCGCAAGUUGUGACCGCGGCAAACUCGGUAGCAGCAAAAAGAGCGUCGCCGGUCCUCCUUUCCAAGACUUGGGCAACAGCCGGGUUGUCAAGGAAGGGUCGUUGCUGUGCAAAGUCAUACUGUUGGACGGGAAGAAAGCAGGAGAUAGGUCGUGGAAACCCGUGUGGGCGGUGGUGCGCGGACAAACGUUGUGCCUGUACAAAGACAAACAGCGAGAGACGGCACCGAACGUUUCCGCAGUCGAAACUCCGGCUCCGCUGGACAAAACGGACGAUGUAAACAUGUCUUGCGAUCAGAUCAAUUUGUUGACGUCCACCACGGCCGUGGCACAAGACUAUGUGAAACGCAAGCACGUCAUGAGGUUGAGUUCGGCCGAAGUGGGAUGCACCGAACUGCUGUUGCAAGCCGACGACACAUCUUCAAUGGUGCGUUGGCUCAAAGCUCUUCAAGAACAAGCCCUGGAAGCGCCGGCGUCCCUUUCCGCAGAAGAGUGUGCCAGCAUCUCACCCGGAAACACCAAAGGCAUCCGUAAGCUUGCUACAUUCAGAAACCGUUCACCCACCGGUGAUUCUCCGAUCACCAAAACUCGUAAACCCGACAGGAGCCCAAGUCAAACACAACCACAGUCACCCAAGUCGACCAACACUUGGAAAAACCGGAUGGCCAAACAGUUGAAAAAAAUUCAACAGGGAUCGGGUUCCCCGGUGUCUCCUAUAAUGCCGACUCUUCCUCCGCCACCUGGUACGACUAUUGGUAUCCCCUUAGAACUCUGCCCACCAUCUACUCAAUCGGAGUGUGUACCGUUAAUUGUCGAAGUAUGCACGUCUAUCGUCGAAGACAAGGGAUUAGAUAUCAUUGGUAUUUACAGGGUUCCUGGUAACACCGCAGCUAUUACAUCACUUACCGAAGCCGUAAACACUGGCGGUAUGGAGACUCCCGAAAUGGCCGCCAAACUUCUGCAACGAGACCCACGUUGGACUGAUGUAAAUGUCAUAUCCAGUUUGUUGAAAUCGUUUUUCCGAAGACUUCCUGAAGCGCUAUUAACCACCGAAAUGUACCCGCAUUUCAUCGAGGCGGAUAAAAUUGAUGAUCCUGUUCAACGAAUGGUCAAAUUGCGUGAACUGGUUCAUAAACUGCCGGAACAUCAUUUUGAAACGUUAAAAUAUUUGUUAAUGCACCUUAAAAAAGUUGUCCAUCACAGCGGAGUGAACAAAAUGGAAGCGCGUAAUUUGGCCAUAGUGUUUGGUCCCACACUUGUACAUUCGGCCGACAACAAUAUGGUAACCAUGGUCACAGAUAUGAGUCACCAGUGCCGUAUUGUGGAAUCACUAAUAUUACAGGCCGAUUGGUGUUACGGUAAUGGCGAUGUGGCAGAUCUCAAAGCGUCUAUACCAGAAAAUUGCGGACAGGUUCCGGAAAUCGAACAAGCCGCUCCCAACCAGAAUCUGCUCGAUAACAUCAACAAGGUUUCGGGCAACCAGUACACGCCGUUUAUUGCCAAAGAUCUGGUAACCAAUAUUGUGGCGGCAGCUAACCGAAAAAUGCAUCGGGCCACCGGAAAGAGCUCUAGUGGAUCAAGAAAAUCCCGCUCCAAUACCAGUAAUGUAGUUCUUCAAACCAGCAGCAUGCCUUCCACUUCAGACAUCAAACAAGGCAUGUCCGAUAAAGAUAAACUAAACAGUUCAAAAGCUAGUUCUGAGACCGUUUCGACGGCUAGUCUCAAUGAAUCUGAAGACAGUCUGAAUCGCCUUGGCAAUCCCAACUCGGAUUCUUCGUCUCAAAAUACAGAUUGUGGUGCUCCCAUUAAAUCAUACGUCAACCUGGCCGAGACGACUCAAGAGCGAAUACGUAGAUUCGAACAAGAAACUAAAGCAAUGCUCGAGAGAGAAAAAAGUAGGAGCCAAAGGCGAAGAGAGUACUUUGGAGUUGACGAGCCUGUGAUGCAAACGAGCAAUGCCUUGUUGCUCGCUAAAGAUUAUCCUCCGAUUAUGGUGAAAGUAUCGAAGGGUACACCGAAUGGUGGUAGUACGUUCGAUCAGACGAAGAGCGAAGCGGAUUCCAAAAAUAACCAAAAAAGAUUGAAAACAAGUAACGACAACACAGACACCUGGUCGGAGGAUUCUCUCAAUGAUAUUUCGAGAGGGCCUAAAGAACGUCCCGUCAGCCAUGUGUCCGACGAAGGAGGGGAUUUAUUGGUCAGUCUGACUUCCGCCUUUGACAAGAAACUCAAAUCUCUUUUGAUACCCAGCGACUCGGCCACCUCCUGCUCAGCCACCUCCGAUGUUGUGGACGACAAACAGUCGCAACAGAAAUCCUCCAAGUCUGAGGAUGAGCAAACCGAUGUACAGACGUACAGAGAUCCAAGUUUGCAUAGGUCAUUGGAAAGGCGUAGCCAGCACAUUACUGAAAAACACGAAACUGAAACCAUGAAAGAUUCGGCUAGUGAAAGUGUAAAGAAUUCUCCGAAAACUGAAUCGCCGAGCUCGAACCGUCUUGAUUGUCUGCAGGAUUUUAACGCUAGUUCCAAUGUGCGCCUGCGUCGUUCUGAAUCCCUUAAACAAAAAGAGAAUCGUCCGGACUAUAGUAACCACGUGAAAUUGCGCCGUUGUGAGUCGUUGAACAAACACGAGAGGUACACACCCAAGUAUACCAAGUUCGAAGUAAUGAUGUUGACAAAAAACGGUGACGCGUCUAAGCAUCGACGGUCGGAUUCGCUUAGCAAGACGGAAAAGACCGAAUGCAACAUGAACAAGCGCAAGCAGGGCCUGUCCAGGCGGUGUAGUUCGUUGCGGGACAAGGAGGCCCGUCAGAAGAGGAAAAACGGAGUCGCUACUGAUCGCAGUAUCAAGAGGAGGCACACGGUGGGGGGCACCAAAGACUUUGAUAAAAUCACUUGGCUGGAUAACAAGGAAAAAGAGGAACUAGACAAGUGCGGCCGUAAGGAGCAGCAGCUCCGGACCAGCUCUCCGGACCUGAGUUGGGAGCGCGUCGUGGGCGGCCUCAAGGAGACGGGCAUACGACCCAGGAGCGUAGCCACAGACCCGAACUACGUUUCCAAGCUUCUCAACGUACCGCUCGAGUCACACGUCUGACAAUGAUUUUUUUUUUUUUUUUACUUUUUUUAUUUGAUCUCAUUUGUACUAUCGCUUUAAAAAGAGAAGUGCUCAUCGAUUCCCCCUACCCUCAUCCCCUCCCCAAUAUAUUUUGAAUAAAACGUGUAAUUGUGCUCAUUCCCUGUUUAUCUCAUUUCUAGUUUGUUGUCAAUUACCCUGUUGUUAGACUUCAAAAAAAAAAAUAAUACUAAAAAUACCAACAGAAAAUAAGGAAUUUGUAUUAAUAUAAUUUUUAAUUUGGUUGACGUCGUUUAUUAUGGUCGUGACGAGCUGUACAGUUGACAUUUGUUUUUUUUUUUAAUAUAUUUAUAUAAAUAAGAUAUAUUAUAUAAAAAAUACCGUUUAGACGUGUAUGUUAUAUAUUAUAAUUUGAAAAUACUUUUUUUUUUGUUUUUUGAGAAAAAUCAACGGUGCAAUAAAAUUUUGUGACUACGUAAACGUAGCAAUAUUGUAAAAAGAUGAAAAAGUUUUUAUUACUACUAUUAUAAUAUUAUAUUGUAUUUUUUUUUUCUAUUAUUUGUCACGUUACCACGUUACACUGACAUAUUAUGUUCUAUGAAGUAUUUUACAAUUAAUUUUUCACACGAAAACUAUCACAUUAUUAUUUAUUAUUAUUAUUAUUAUAAUUUUAGCUUAAGUACAUUUUUUCACACCAAGAGCAUUUAUAAAUUCCUUAACAUAUUUAACGACGCUCUGUUAUAUUAAAUAUAUAUUUUUUUCCUUAAAACCAACACCACCGUUAAAACAUUUAAAUUAAAUAAAACUU